GGCGACUCACAGGCGUGUUUUUAUGGACUGAUACUACGCAUGCGCAAUGAGAGGAGUCCUUGGCUGGUCGGCCUGCUGUAGGUUACAGAUCCGGUGAGGAGACACUGACAAAAUGCAGAGCUGGACACAGUUAUACCGCUCUCUGGCCACGCGGAGCCACCAACUUCCCUGCAAGCUGCAUGGCGCCACAGCGUUGUCCGUCAGAACCUACGCUGACAAAGCAGCAAUUGAUGCAGACGUCACGGUGGUGGGCUCCGGUCCAGGCGGCUACGUCGCCGCCAUCAAAGCCGCACAGCUUGGCUUCAAGACAGUGUGUGUUGAGAAAAAUCCCACACUGGGCGGGACCUGUCUGAAUGUCGGCUGCAUCCCCUCCAAGGCUCUGCUGAACAACUCCUACUUGUAUCACAUGGCUCACGGCAAGGACUUUGAAAGCAGAGGCAUCGAAAUUUCAGGGAUCUCGUUGAACCUGGAGAAGAUGAUGGCUCAGAAAAGCGGAGCUGUGAAAGCGCUGACUGGAGGAAUCGCACAUCUAUUCAAACAGAACAAAGUGACUCACGUCAACGGGUUAGGGAGGGUGACCGGUAAGAACCAGGUGACGGCCGUAGCAGCAGACGGCAGCGAGCAGGUCAUCAACACCAAGAACAUCCUCCUCGCCACAGGCUCCGAGGUCACGCCCUUCCCCGGGAUCCAGAUUGAUGAGGAAAGCGUUGUGUCGUCAACAGGAGCUCUGUCCCUGAAGAAAGUUCCAGAGGAGUUGAUUGUGAUCGGAGCCGGAGUCAUCGGAGUGGAGCUGGGGUCAGUGUGGCAGCGUCUGGGCUCUAAAGUCACAGCGGUGGAGUUCCUGGGCCACGUGGGCGGCAUGGGCAUCGACAUGGAGAUCUCCAAGAACUUCCAGCGCAUCCUGCAGAAGCAGGGCGUCAAGUUCAAGCUCGGCACCAAAGUCAUGGGAGCCACCAAGAGGCCCGACGGGAAGAUCGAUGUGGCAGUGGAGGCAGCGGCCGGAGGGAAGAAUGAGACUCUGACAUGUGACGUGCUGCUGGUCUGUAUCGGCAGACGACCUUUCACAGAGAACCUGGGUCUGGAUUCUGUCGGCAUCGAGCUGGACAACAGAGGCCGCAUCCCCAUCAACAACCGCUUCCAGACCAAAGUCCCCAGUAUUUAUGCCAUCGGUGACGUGGUCGCUGGGCCGAUGUUGGCCCAUAAGGCCGAGGACGAGGGCAUCAUCUGUGUGGAGGGCAUGGCCGGUGGCGCCGUGCACAUCGACUACAACUGUGUUCCUUCUGUCAUCUACACACACCCCGAGGUGGCCUGGGUUGGCAAGACAGAGGAGCAGCUGAAAGAGGAGGGCGUCCCGUACAGAGUCGGCAAGUUCCCCUUCGCAGCCAACAGCCGAGCCAAGACCAACAACGACACUGACGGCAUGGUGAAGAUCCUCAGCCACAAGGAGACGGACAGGAUGAUGGGAGCUCACAUCCUCGGAUCUGGGGCAGGAGAGAUGAUCAAUGAAGCUGCUUUGGCCAUGGAGUACGGGGCUUCCUGUGAGGACGUCGCCAGAGUCUGCCACGCCCAUCCUACGGUUUCAGAAGCCUUCAGAGAAGCAAACCUGGCCGCCUCCUUCGGCAAAGCCAUCAACUUCUGAUCCACCAGCUGCUGUCCCACCUUUUAGUGUACAUAACAAGAAGAGAAGCAGAAAGCUGUGUGUGUCCUUCAUCCAGCCCACUGGGAUCCCCCAUGUACAUCCACACUGUACCACAUUUAGUCCUAAUGUUAUUUAAAUGUUCUCAAUAAAACGAGAAAAGAGGCUUUGGGCGGUAAACAAA
Centropristis striata (black sea bass) is the source of this 1820-nucleotide messenger RNA. It is a transcript of the gene dldh, whose product is annotated as dihydrolipoamide dehydrogenase. The transcript has 14 exons. The record is from RefSeq and is a predicted model, not a curated record. Gene Ontology annotation, molecular function: flavin adenine dinucleotide binding; dihydrolipoyl dehydrogenase (NADH) activity. Gene Ontology annotation, cellular component: mitochondrion; oxoglutarate dehydrogenase complex. The coding region runs from base 113 to 1639 and encodes 508 amino acids. NCBI's taxonomy places the organism in Eukaryota, Metazoa, Chordata, Actinopteri, Perciformes, Serranidae.